CAACUAUUUCACCAAAUGGAUAGAGGUCGAUGCUCUAACCGACAUGACCACCCAACAGGUUGUGAAGUUCCUAUGGACCAACAUCAUUUGUCGGUUCAGCCUCCCUCACACCAUUGUGUUGGACCAAGGAACACAAUUCAAGAGUCAGGACCUCCAGACGUAUUGUGCCUAAUAUGGCAUUCUCCUUCAAUACACAUCUGUCUACUACCCUCAGGCCAACGGUCAGGCGGAGUCCGCCGAUAAAAAUAUGUUGUGGGGACUAAGAACCCGUCUAGACGACGUCAAAGGGAAGUGGGUUGAAGAGCUUUCCCAUGUCUUGGGGGCUCACCGAACCACCUACAAGACUUCCGUGAGAGAUACAACGUACCCGCUCACUUAUGGAACCAAUGCGGUGUUACACAUCGAAAUGGAACUAUCUUUAUAUCGAGUCAAAGCCUUCCGCUCGGAUGCAAACAAUGAGGAGCUCACCCACAACCUCAACCUUGCUGAAGAACGUCAAGUAGAUGCUCGGCUACGCCUGGUUGCUAGCUAAGAAAGGGUCGCUCGAUACUACAGUUCUAAGGUUAGAGAGUGACCUCUCCAGGUUGGGGAUUAGGUGUUUCGACAAAAUUUCUUCCACGAGGAAGGUCUAUGGAAGUUCACGCCCAAGUGGGAAGGCCCAUAUAGGAUAAGAGAAGUAAUCAGUCCCAACAUGUUGAAGCUAGGAGAUGUCGAUGGUGAAGACAUGUAUAAAAUCUGGAACGCCAUGCACCUACGUAGGUAUAUCACACCCAUGUAAUAAAAGCACUCGAGCUUAGCAAAGUUUAUAAUAAUAAAAGCAUGCUUCGUGGAUUACAUCAGAAAUUCCAAAUUGAUAAAGAACACAUAAAACAACAACUAAAGCAAACAAAGCAGAUCGAGUACCACGACUCAAGCACACGCUGGAGGAUCGGGUCCCAAGGCAGAGCUCGGGCCGGUGGCAUGACCGAAACCAUGUGGUGUUCCUGAAUAAAUUGGGAUCCUGGCA
This is a messenger RNA of Linum trigynum, 1006 nucleotides long. NCBI's taxonomy places the organism in Eukaryota, Viridiplantae, Streptophyta, Magnoliopsida, Malpighiales, Linaceae. The record is from the annotation of a GenBank genome assembly.